Sebastes umbrosus (honeycomb rockfish) is the source of this 2776-nucleotide messenger RNA. It is a transcript of the gene septin8a, whose product is annotated as septin 8a. Bases 149 to 1573 code for a protein of 474 amino acids. Lineage: Eukaryota; Metazoa; Chordata; Actinopteri; Perciformes; Sebastidae. Gene Ontology annotation, cellular component: septin complex; cell division site; septin ring. Gene Ontology annotation, molecular function: GTPase activity; molecular adaptor activity; GTP binding. The record is from RefSeq and is a predicted model, not a curated record. Gene Ontology annotation, biological process: cytoskeleton-dependent cytokinesis. The transcript is spliced from 10 exons.
UCUCCUUUCUUCUCUUCCUCAUCUCUCUCUGUCAGCUCUCUCAGUAGUUUAGCAGCAGGCUAGUUACGGAGAGAGACGAGGGCUGCUGCUCCCUUUCUCCUCUCUGCUCAGUCUGCCCACAGCUCACCAACACACCACAUUCCGCACCAUGGCUGCCACGGAUGUUGACGUGUUUUCGAAUGAAGAGAAGCGUAACCUAAAUUUGGGCGGACAUGUUGGAUUCGACAGCCUCCCUGACCAACUGGUCAGUAAAUCGGUCACACAGGGAUUUUGUUUUAACAUUCUCUGUGUAGGGGAGACCGGUAUCGGCAAGUCAACGUUAAUGAACACACUCUUCAACACCAUGUUCGAGAACGAAGAGGCGAGCCAUUAUCAGAAUGGCGUGUAUCUGCGACCGCGAACAUACGACCUGAAAGAAAGCAACGUCCAACUCAAACUGACGAUCGUUGACACCGUUGGCUUCGGUGAUCAGAUCAACAAAGAUGACAGUUACAAGCCCAUCGUUGACUACAUCGACACUCAGUUUGAAAACUAUCUCCAGGAAGAGCUGAAGAUCAAGCGCUCGCUGUUUAACUACCACGACACCAGGAUCCACAUCUGCCUUUAUUUCAUCGCCCCGACAGGACACUCCCUCAAGUCCCUGGACCUCGUCACUAUGAAAAAACUGGACAGCAAGGUAAACAUAAUUCCCAUCAUUGCCAAAGCGGACACAAUCUCCAAGAGUGAGCUCCAUAAAUUCAAAAUAAAGAUUAUGAGCGAGCUGGUGAGCAACGGCGUCCAGAUAUAUCAGUUCCCGACAGACGACGAAACCGUCAGUGAGAUCAACGCCUCCAUGAACGCCCAUCUGCCCUUUGCUGUGGUUGGGAGCGUGGAAGAGGUCAAAGUCGGGAACAAAACAGUGAGAGCCAGACAGUACCCCUGGGGUAUCGUGCAAGUCGAGAACGAGGCCCACUGCGACUUUGUAAAACUGCGAGAGAUGUUGAUCAGGGUCAACAUGGAGGAUCUGAGGGAGCAGACCCACGCCCGCCACUACGAGCUGUACCGGCGCUGUAAGCUGGAGGAGAUGGGCUUCAAAGAUACAGAUCCCGACAGCCAACCGUUCAGUCUCCAAGAGACGUACGAGGCCAAGAGGAAAGAGUUCUUGGGGGAUCUGCAGCGUAAAGAGGAAGAAAUGAGACAAAUGUUUGUCAACAAAGUAAAAGAGACAGAAGCAGAGCUGAAAGAAAAGGAGAGAGAGCUGCACGACAAGUUCGAGCAGCUCAAGCGGAUGCACCAGGAAGAGAAGAGGAAGGUGGAGGAGAAGAGGAGAGACCUGGAGGAAGAGAUGAACGCCCACAACAGGAAGAAGAUCGCAGCCGAGACGCUCUCCUUAUCUCAGCCCCUCAAGAAGGACAAGGACAAGAAAAACUCGGUGAAGAUGGAGAACCAGUCGGGCGUGAGCGCCUCCAGCUCCAAAGUGAUGAUGGCCAAGGCCAACGUGGAGCCCUUGAACUGCCAAAGCUGGUGGCAGGCCAUACAGUGCUGCACCUGUCUGGUCCACAACGCCGCCUGGAGGCCUGCGGGCCUCUUCUGAUGCCCCGGCCCGCCGGGAAGCACACCGGGGUCAGUUGGCGAGUCCCAGCCGACGCCAGAGCCGAGCCCGAUGGACGGAAUGAGGUGAGGGUGGCCGGAGAUGAGCAGGGCGUGGAACUAGACCGCAGAGGAGUGGGAGAGGAACGAGACCAAAACGUUAGCAUAAUGAUGUCAUUGUUGUCUCAUUGUCCAUCCAUUGCUCACCCUUCACCUCUACUACUUCAUACCAACAUCAGAUAUAGCCGUGCAUUUAACGCCCAACCUUUCAUACCUGACAAAACAUCAACACGUCAUUCAUUCCUUUGAUUCGUUCUCCUGUCCCUUUGUGAUUCUCUACUCUUCUCAAGUGUUCAUCGCUCUGUGCAGGACGACACUUUGAGCAACAGAUAGAGAACGUCACCAUCAGGUUUUUACUAAUGACGACCCGACCCCGUUUGCCUGAGGAAUCAUAGUAAUCUUGUUCGUAUUGUAUCGUACGUGCAGUGCUUUUCUGUGUUCCCAUCUGUAGGCAGGAACUGUAAAUCACAACCUGAGCGGGGGGCUCCAUGUUAAAGAGGACGCUUUGAGUUUCUUCCUAUUCUUGUCACACCGGGAUUAGAAAACAGAAGAAAAAUCACAGACUAGAUUUCGAAAUAUCAACGCAAUCUUUCUAAUGUUGCAGUCAAAUGUCAUUCAUGUUGUGUUUAGCUCAUUUGCUUUAGUUCGUCUCUUACUCGGUAGCAAAAAUAAGCCAUGGGUUUCUAAAGAAAGUGGAGUUUACUGGGAGGUAGAUUCAGCGAUGUGGUGCAAAAAGUCAAAAAAAUAAUCCCUGAAACAGGUCCGCUUGACUUCUUAAAACUCUCUAAACUCCCUUUCUCCUCCUCAAGUUUUCCUUCUUCACUCCAUUUUUGGAAACAUUGGUAAUUCAGGGUGAUGUAGCAAACAAGGAUGGUGAAAGAUUUGAGCAUCACAUCGCUGAUUCUGCCUCUAUUGAGAGGAAAUGACAAAGCAUCUCUGUAAAUCCUCUUAUUUAUUCAUAUCAAAGUGUCAUGGUGGAGAGUCUGUGACAAAUUAUUUAUUGAUCGCUGUUUUAUAGACAAUGGAUAAUAUAACACUUUAUUUAGGGAAGGGAAUGCAGAGUAAUUUCUUCUGGGCAGGGGGGGGAAGAAUGUAAUUGUGAGAUACAGUGUUGUUCAAAAGUAUAAAAAUAUUUAUUUGAAUAGUA